AAUAUACACAACACAUUUGGCCAAGCAUUUUAUUUUUUAUUCUGUUGCUGUGUGAACCCAGCAUGUGUAAUUUGUAAAGAAUGAUUUAUUACAUGAAUGUUGUCAAUUCUAGUUCGUUCAGUAUGUUGUGGGACUGCUGCUACUGAGUAUAUUUGCAUCUUUCUUUCUUUUUUUCCUCCAACAGUGGUUCUGAAGCACUGACUGCUCUUCUGUCACUUCUGCCUUUUAAGAUUCUGCAGUUUCUACUUUCAUCCCAGUUUUUCCUUCCAAGCCUUGAUUUGUUUCCUUCAAGCCCAGAUCUCUUUAGGUAUGUGGUCUGUUUCCUUAAUGAUUUCAUGAAUGGGGACUUCCUCCCAGAAUACCUCUCCCUUCAAAUCCCUCAUCAAAACUAGUUUCUUCUACAAAACUUACACUUAAUUCCUCACCCAUUAUUGAAAGUAAAGCUUAUUUUUGAAGAUCUAAACUCAAUGCAUGUUCUUUCAAUUAUCUCAAAUAUUUCCAACAGAACUUCACUAUGAAGUACAGUAAUAGAUAAGUACCCCUCAAAUGAAGUCACUACUGUUUUCUACUCAGACACCCCCUGCUUGCGAACAGAAGAACAACAUAACAAGUUCCAGCCCCAUUUUUAGGACGCUGUUCUGAUGUUCUACUUGGAAGGUGAUUUUAAGGCAGAACGUUCAAAGAAUCGACCCAGUGCCUGCAGGGCGAUCAAUCGCAUCCUUGAGCUCACAGCAGGACUUUCAUUCCAGGCGAGAGAAAAGCAGGGAAGGGGAAGAGACCUGAAGGUGAAAAAUAGGAGAAAUGGACUGGGAUAAGUUUGAAAUGAACCCUAGAGUGAUUGCAGCUAUUAAAAAAGCAAAUAUAACAUCAAUUAAAGACAUUUUCCAUCUUUCGGGAUCAGAUUUGCAAAGGUUAACAAAGCUAUCCAGGACAGAUGUACAAUAUCUACUAAGAACAAUUUCUAGUGCAUUGAGAAAAAACACUGUUCUUACAGCACUCCAGCUGUUUCAGAACAAAGCCCACAACACUUCCCGAGGCCAGAAGCUGAGUCUGGGCUGCCCAGUUCUAGAUGGCUUGCUCCGAGGUGGAAUUCCCCUUAUGGGAAUUACUGAAAUCGCUGGUGAGAGCUCUGCUGGAAAGACCCAGCUUGGUUUGCAGCUCUGCCUUUCUGUGCAAUAUCCAUACAAAUAUGGUGGACUAGAAUCUGGUGCAGUUUACAUUUGCACAGAAGAUGUUUUCCCUAAUAAACGCCUGCAGCAAUUGAUCGAGCAGCUGCCCAAACUGAGAAGUGACGUUCCAUCUGAGGUGAUGCAGAAGAUAAAAUUUGGAAAUGGAAUAUUUGUUGAACAUGCAGCAGACCUGGACACUUUCCAUGAUUGCAUUACUAAGAGACUUAGCUUACUGCUCUCCAGAGGUAUGGUGCGGCUAGUCAUUAUUGACUCUAUUGCUGCCUUAUUCAGAUGUGAAUUCAGCGCUAUGGAUUCUCUCCUGAAAGCCAAAUAUUUACAGGGAUUUGGGGCAAAACUUCACAGAUUAAGCUGCAGGUUCCAGACUCCCAUAAUAUGCAUUAAUCAGGUAACUGAUGCAGUGGAUGAGAGGGAAGACGUUGUUUGGGACGCUCAAAGCUGCCCAGCCAGGACUGUUAUUCCAGCACUUGGAAUAACUUGGUCUAAUCAGCUGUUGAUGAGAUUGAUGGUGUGUCGCACUGUACACCAAGCACAGAUUGCUGGAGAGACCUCGUAUAGUAGAAGUGAGCUGCGAAUGUUAAGAAUUAUUUUUGCUCCUCAUUUGCCCCAGCAUCUUUGCUACUAUACUGUAAAUUUGGAAGGUGUGAAAGGAAUAAGGAAAAUCAGCCAUAAUUAUGAAGAAAUGUAAAGCAGUACAUUUUUGCUGCUUUUCAGUAUAGAAUGGAGCUAUCACAUUAAAAAGCCUCAAUCUGUUCCUGCCAUUGUAUCAUCCUGCUUAUCUACCCUGUCUGCUCAGCAACGUUCUCAUGUUACUUGGAUUGUAUUCUUGGUGAAAGAACGGUAGCAAACAAUAAUUGGAACUCCAGUUUAGACUACAAAAACAGAACAAGAGGUAUCACACCAAAACAACAGUUUAUAAAAGAAUUCCCUUUAGGAGUAUAAACAGAUAUGUAACAACUGACAAAAUAAUGUUGAACUGAAUAAUCUUUGAAGCCAGGUAGGCUAUCUUUCUUGAAAGGAAAUUCUUGGAUGUCAGCAAUUAUAUUUAAAUGUAUUCAACACAGCACUAAGGUGCUGUUAUGACAGUGCUCAGGCUGAAGUAAUACUAACUUUGGGAUCCAUUUGAACUUGCUGCAGUCUUUUUAAGGUGGUGGGAUGCAGCUUACUAGGGUAGCUAGGGGAUUCUUUCCAUACUGGAUCCAAUAUUUACCUUUUAGGUGACCAAGCUGUUAAUUUUUUUUUUUAAAUUGCUGUUUUCCUUUAGCUUAUGAAAAAUAUAUUUAUAUUCUGCCUGUACACUAAAUGUGAAUUAUCAAUAACUUCCAUUGCAGUCUUUACAUAGGGGGGAAAAAUAAUGUGGUUUUCUAAAUUUCUAAAAAAAUACACAAGAAGUCCAAAAGAUGAAGACCUACUGCAUUAAGUCUUCAUGUCUCCUAUCUCAGGAAAAAAAGAUAAUAAGACUUAAGCAUCCACAG
Messenger RNA from Python bivittatus (Burmese python), 2662 nucleotides. NCBI's taxonomy places the organism in Eukaryota, Metazoa, Chordata, Lepidosauria, Squamata, Pythonidae. The record is from RefSeq and is a predicted model, not a curated record.